Molecule: messenger RNA, 285 nt
Organism: Monascus purpureus
Lineage: Eukaryota; Fungi; Ascomycota; Eurotiomycetes; Eurotiales; Aspergillaceae
Source: the annotation of a GenBank genome assembly
AUGCAGCAAGCGGAACAAUUGACCACAGAGGCCAUGCCCGUCACUGCCGGCAAAGCACGCUUGCAGAAUCAAGCUCAUCGUAAUGACGUCGUCUGGACUGUGGGGAACCACAUGGCGAGAUGGAAACUGGGGUCUUCCCGCACCGUGGAACGGCCAUUCUGCAUGUCACCGAGUUUGCUGGAUGCGGCAGUCCGUCAUGCUGAGGGAUCGACUGCCCUUGAGGAGCUAGUGUGCGUCAGUCUUGUUGCAGUCCUGCCUCAGCUAUUAUCCUUAAUACCAUUGUGA